AUGAUUUCUCAACUUGCAAACCUUCAAUAUGAUGUGCCAAUGCUCAUCACCGCAGCAAGCGUCCUUUUAGUCUUGCGUUAUCUACUCGUCGGUCUUUUCAGCCCUUUGCGUGAUGUCAAAGGUCCAACACUAGCGCGAUACACUCGUCUAUGGGAGGUGUACAAGAACUGGCAAGGCCAAUUGGAGCAUGUUACAGUCACUUUACAUAAACAAUAUGGUUCUAUCGUGCGGCUAUCCCCGAACCGUUAUAGCAUUAGCGACCCGACGGCAAUUCGCAUCAUCUACGGCACCGGUUCGAAGUUUCCCAAAUCCGAUUAUUAUACUCCAUUUGGUACGCCAUUAGACCACAAGGAUGUCUUUUCGGAGACGAGCAGUGAGAAACAUGCAUCGGAACGCAGGAAGAUCUCCAAUAUGUACGCCAUGAGCUCUCUGGUGUCCUAUGAGCCAUUCGUGGACAAAGUAAAUGGCGAUUUCAUGGCCGCGUUGGCCAACCAUGCUCAGCACGGGAGGGCAUUUGAUUUGUUCACCUGGAUGCAGUUCUAUGCGUUCGACGUAAUUGGUGAGAUCACCCUCGGUCGGUCAUUCGGCCUGCUUGAAGCUGGUCACGACAAGGACGGGCUUCUGCAUGCCGUUCAUGUCGGAUCGAUCAGUUAUGGUUCCUCGGUCGGACUAAUCCCUGAGAUUCAUCAACUGUAUCUAUGGCUUCAGAAAGUUUUAUCAAUCGAUAGCCACUGGAAAGUCACGCAACGAGUCAUAUUGAGGGAGAUUGGUGCCAGAUUGCAAGGUGUCACUACCAGCGAUCGCAAGGACUUCCUAGCCAAGUGCAUUGAACUGAGCAAAGCCGGAAAGCUUGAUCAGUCCACAAUCAACAAUGUGCUUGGUACCAACAUCGGCGCUGGCUCCGACACAACGGGCAUCAGCAUGAGCGCUAUUGUCUACUUCCUUAUGAACCAUCCAGAUUGCUUACAGAAGCUUCGUGAUGAAAUUGAGACGGCUGACAGGCAAGGAAACCUUUCCAACCCAGUUACUUUCCAAGAAGCUCAAAAGCUUCCAUACUUGCAAGCUACCAUCAAGGAAGCCCUGAGGCUGCAUGCAGCAGUCGGCCAAAUCCUCAGCAGAGUGGUUCCCGAGGGCGGUGCCCAGAUCGCAGGUAGACACUUUCCACAAGGUACCGUGGUGGGUGUGAAUGCAUGGGUGGUUCAUACAGAUGAAAAUAUCUGGGGCAAAGAUGUGCACAAAUUCCGACCUGAGCGUUGGCUGGUUGAGAAAGAACAGCUUGCCUUCCUGGAUCAGAAUUACUUAGCAUUUGGUGCCGGUUCAAGAACAUGCAUCGGCAAAAAUAUCUCACUCCUCGAAAUGACGAAGCUCUUACCCCAGCUUGUGCGGCGGUUUGACUUUGUUCCUGCAGGUGACAGCAAGUGGGAGACCACUAGCGGCUGGUUUGUCAAGCAAAAUAUCCAAGUCAAGGUCAUUGAGAGGACGUGA
Penicillium waksmanii is the source of this 1485-nucleotide messenger RNA. RefSeq names its product cytochrome P450. Gene Ontology annotation, molecular function: heme binding; iron ion binding; monooxygenase activity. The transcript is spliced from 4 exons. The record is from RefSeq and is a predicted model, not a curated record. Bases 1 to 1485 code for a protein of 494 amino acids. NCBI's taxonomy places the organism in Eukaryota, Fungi, Ascomycota, Eurotiomycetes, Eurotiales, Aspergillaceae.